AUGACUGAUGAUAAAAAUGUUGUACUUGGAUAUAUUUGUGUGAUUAUUGCCGUUCUCUUCUUUGGUAGUAAUUUUACUGUUACAAAAAAAUUUCCGACAAGUGAUGGCAUCUUUUUUCAAUGGGUAAUGUGUGUUGGUAUUCUUCUUGUUGGGAUAUUUACUAUGUUGUUCAAUGGUGUUUUAAAUGAUGGACCAGUGAUAUUUGAACCUUUUGCAAUGUUAGGAGGGUUGAUUUGGUGUACAGGCAAUUUAUUUUGUAUACCAAUUAUUCAACUAAUUGGUCUUUCUCUUGGACCUGGAAUUUGGGGAGUGGCUAAUAUGGUUAUGGGAUGGUUAACAGGAACAUUUGGAUGGUUUGGAUUAAAUUCAGACAAAGAAAAUAUCAAAAUAUUCUGGUUAAACUGUAUUGGUGCGAUAUUGGUUGGAUGCUCUGUUCCUGGAUAUGCAUUAAUUAAAACAUCACCUAAACUUGAACAUAAAACAGAGGAAAAAACAACAAGUCAAAAUAGUUAUGAGCUAAAUGAGACAUUAGUUUCUGAUGAUGAAGAAAUCAAUGAAGAUUCAACGACUCAAAUCAUUAUUGAAGAUGAAAAUUUUAUUGAAUCAGAAAAUAAAGAAGGAUAUAACAAUAAGAAAAUAAAAGAAAAAGAGUCUCCAAUAUCCCUUUUAUUAAAGUCAAUGCCAAAAUAUUUACAAAUGGUUGUUGGAGUUAUUUGUUCUUUAAUUGCAGGAAUUCUUUUUGGGUCAGCUUUUAACCCAUCAAAAUACUUACAAGACAAUAGACUUUCUUCUCCUAAUGGUGUUGAUUAUGUUUUUAGUCAUUUUGUAGGUAUUUUUUUAGCAUCAACAUUAUAUUUCAUUAUAUAUAUUAUUAUUUUUCGUAAUAAACCAUUUAUCUUUAAACAAACAAUAUUACCAGGAAUUAUUAGUGGAGCAAUGUGGGGAAUUGCUCAAGUAUGUUGGUUUAUUGCAAAUUCAAAUCUUCCAUAUGUUGUUUCAUAUCCUUUAAUUUGUGCAGGACCUGGUCUUCUUUCUGCUCUUUGGGGAAUAGUAGUUUUCAAAGAGAUUAGAGGAUGGAAAAAUUUCAUAUAUUUUGGAGGUGCUACUAUUAUUCUUUUAUUAGGAAUAGUUUGUAUUUGUGUAUCUAAAUAA
This is a messenger RNA of Entamoeba histolytica HM-1:IMSS, 1152 nucleotides long. RefSeq lists its product as uncharacterized. Gene Ontology annotation, biological process: carbohydrate transmembrane transport. Gene Ontology annotation, molecular function: carbohydrate transmembrane transporter activity. The transcript has a single exon. Lineage: Eukaryota; Evosea; Mastigamoebida; Endamoebidae. The record is from RefSeq and is a predicted model, not a curated record. Gene Ontology annotation, cellular component: membrane. Bases 1 to 1152 code for a protein of 383 amino acids.